ACGAAGAAAAUUACGAAGAGUAAAGAGCCGACCUUUCUAUUAGAUUGAUAUCGAUAUUGUACCUUUUGUUCCGGAUAGAAACCAACGGAGAUAUCUUGACAUACAUCCUUGACCCUUGUGCUUGAGUCUUGGUGAUUAGGCAGAUUAGCGGAAUCUUUCAUCUUGAGUUUAUCAAAUAAUUAAGCUGUUAUGGCUAAGAAAUUUAAGUGACACAAUAUGCGUGUUUUAAAAGUGUCGGUCACAUCGAAUGGUAGAUGUCGGUCACAUCUACCAUUCGAUGUGCUAGGCUCUGAGCGGAUUUCAGAGUAACGAUGUUGUUUUGUUCACAUUUUGUCUCCACUUCUCAUCCGGACACACAUAAAUAUCGUGAUUAAAUUGGGCGCGUUGGACAGCCAAGCCGACGUGCCAUUUAUUCAAUCUCAACAGACAUUACAAAGAUUUGAAAACUGUGACUCGCCGGUUAAGCUGCUGGGUGGAUUGUCUCUUUGUCAAAAGUUAGCCUUGCUGAUUCUACUGUCUCUUGUCGCCCUUGUUCCUUUGUUCACUUAUAGUUAAUCAAUUAGUUCUUUUAUUUUUCCUUCAUCCAUAUAUCUAUUUGGGGAAUUCAAAAUAACCGAGUUCGAAUUGGCAACUGUACAUGUUCUGUGAAAACGUAUUAUUCGAAAACUGUAUUGCACGAAUUUGUGACUGUAACGGGGCUGUGUACAACUGGCUCCAGUUGAUCGAGGGCUGAAUAACGCUAUCCACCGGACAAAUUGCUAUCUAAUGGAUAAGUGUUGACAAAACAAACCACGUUAUCCGCUGGAUAGUGAUUUCUUCAGUGGAUAGCGUUAUCCUUGGCUUGUUUGGUGUAUUUUGUGUGAAAAGACAUUGCAAGGCGCGCGGUUUAACCGCGCGAAACCUGGAUCUCGUGCAGAACUGAGCCAUUGUGCGCAAGCGCGUAGGUUUUAUUUUUAGUGAUCCAAAAUGGCGGACGAGACGAGCGGUGUUCAGCGAUCAAUUAGUAAAAUUAAGCAAUGGAUCGGCUGGUCAUGGACGUAUCUGUGGGGGUUUUGGUUUCUUCUGGUUAUCUUCUUGCUCUAUGUACUUCGCACUCCACUUCGCCUGAAGGAAAACUUAAAUUUAGCUAUUCUAUUCCUGAACACAUUGACUCCUAAGUUUUAUGUUGCUCUCACGGGAACAUCUUCAUUCAUAUCUGGGAUAAUUCUUAUAUUUGAGUGGUGGUACUUUCGGAAGUAUGGUACAUCUUUCAUAGAACAUGUAUCGUUAUCUCAUCUUGGUCCACUGCUGGGUAGCUCUGAUAAUACACCACAGAAUACACAGCAGAAUGUAGCAGAGUGUAAAGUUUGGAGAAAUCCUGGAAAUCUUUUCCGAGGUGCAGAAUAUAAUAGAUAUUACUGGGUGACCGGAAAAGAACCGUUGACUUAUUAUGACAUGAAUUUAUCUGCUCAAGAUCAUCAGACAUUCUUUACUUGUGAUGCUGAUGCUGAAAGUGCAGAGCCGUCUGAUGAGUUAAUGUUAAGAGCGUGGCGAGAAAGAGAUCAAGAGAAGAGAAUCAAGACAGCUCAUCAAGCUUUAGAACAUAAUUCUAGUUGUCCUACAGCACUUAUUUUAUUAGCAGAGGAGGAGGCGCAAACCAUUUUAGAGGCUGAAAAGUUAUUCAAACAAGCAUUAAAGGCCAGUGAAGCCUUGCUAAGAAACAGUGCGUCUGUAAACCCUGACACAAAAGAGGAAGCCUUACACAGAAGAGACACCAAUGUGUGUGUUUAUAUAAGACGCAGGCUAGCCAUGUGUGCAAGAAAGCUUGGACGAGUCAAAGAAGCCAUUAAAAUGAUGAGAGAUCUUAUGAAAGAAUUUCCUCUCAUGAGUGUUCUUAACAUCCAUGAAAAUCUUCUCGAGGCUUUACUUGAAAUACAAGCUUACUCAGAAGUGCAGCAAGUUCUAGCCAAAUAUGAUGAUAUAAGUCUUCCAAAGUCAGCCACUAUAUGUUACUCAGCUGCUCUUCUCAAAGCGAGAGCAGUCUGCGACAAAUUCUCUCCUGAGAUCGCAGCAAAAAGAGGACUAAGUCCUACUGAGAUGGCGGCUGUGGAAGCCAUACAUAGAGCAGUGGAGUUUAAUCCUCAUGUUCCUAAAUAUCUUCUGGAGCAGAAGAGUCUGAUUCUACCUCCAGAGCAUAUUUUAAAACGAGGAGACAGCGAAGCGAUAGCUUACGCGUUUUUUCAUUUACCUCACUGGAAAAGGGUGGAAGGUGCUCUGAACUUACUACACUGUACAUGGGAAGGAACAUUUCGUCUCGUCCCCUACCCCCUGGAGAAGGGGCAUUUGUUUCAUCCUUACCCAGCAUGCACUGAGAACGCUGACAGAGAACUUCUGCCAGGUCAUCAUGAACUCUCCAUUUACCCCAAAAAAGAGCUUCCUUUCUUCAUUCUGUUUACUGCUGCCCUGUGCUCCUUCACUGCAAUGCUGGCUCUUCUUACGCACCAGUUCCCUGAACCUAUGGCUAACGCGGCCAAAACUUGUUUGAGCUGGAUUUCCACACCGCUAAACCUUAUCAUUCAGAAGCUUGAAGACUUCUUUCCUGCUCACAUCUGGCACCAGUUAACACGCAUCUGAUUGGGCUGAUCACGUGCUUUCAUGUCUGCCCUUUGAUUGGCUGUAUUUAACUCCAUAUUUGGAAGCAAAUCGCACGUGACGGGUUUUGUUUUUCUUAGCUGCGUUUGCUUGUUGAAAAACUUAAUUCUGCGUAUUUGCAAAUACAAAAAGAAACAGGUUUAUUAAGAGAAAGCGUAUUAAAGAGUAACUUAUAAAACUGGAGAAUGCCAUACUAACAUGGUAUUCGAGCAAAGUUAAAAUAUCGUCUUCAUGGCUUAUGUGUUGUCUCCUUACGUCAAUGAUAUUUUAACUACAGACGAAACGAACUAACAGAAAAUUAAACUAAGAGCUAUCACCUGUUACAUUUCAAGCAUAGUUGUCGAAAUAACAUAUUUCUUCAACCAUUAGUAAAUUAAUUGCUAUAUCGUUUAAGCUGUCAGAAUAUAUUUAUGUAGUUGAAAAUGUUCACAAGAAGAUUGUUGAAUAUUAAAAGUUUAAUUCUUCAAACAAAUUCUGACGUUGC
Messenger RNA from Orbicella faveolata, 3115 nucleotides. RefSeq names its product protein ST7 homolog. The record is from RefSeq and is a predicted model, not a curated record. Lineage: Eukaryota; Metazoa; Cnidaria; Anthozoa; Scleractinia; Merulinidae. Gene Ontology annotation, molecular function: protein binding.